AGAUUAGCUAUUCAACGUAUUGUUUCGCCGAUGUGGGCAGCGCACUCCCGUCUGUGGCGAAAGGGCGGCGGCGGCGGCGGUUUGAAGCCGAGAAAGAAGAGAGAUGAGGAGGAAUAUGUCGGCGUGAGGACGUUUUCUUUGUGUCAACGACAGCGAAACCCACAUCGCCAGGUGUGUCCUCAGCCACCUACCUAGUCUGCUUUUCACCUUCAUCACCGCUGUGGAGGUAGCCAUGGCGACCAGCGCCCUGCCAAGUGACAACCUGCCAACCUACAAGCUGGUGGUGGUGGGGGAUGGUGGUGUUGGGAAGAGUGCCCUCACCAUCCAAUUUUUCCAGAAGAUCUUUGUACCAGACUAUGAUCCCACGAUAGAGGACUCGUAUCUCAAACACACAGAGAUAGACGGACAGUGGGCCAUACUGGAUGUGCUGGACACAGCUGGCCAGGAGGAGUUCAGUGCGAUGAGGGAGCAGUACAUGAGGACCGGAGACGGCUUCCUCAUCGUCUUCUCUGUGACGGACAAGGCCAGCUUUGAACAUGUGGACCGAUUCCAUCAACUCAUACUACGGGUCAAAGACCGGGAGGCCUUCCCCAUGGUGUUGGUGGCAAACAAAGUGGACUUGGUCCAUCUGAGAAAGGUCACCAGUGAUCAGGGCCAAGAGAUGGCUGCAAAACAUAAUAUAACUUAUAUUGAAACUAGUGCCAAGGAUCCUCCAAUGAAUGUGGACAAAGCCUUUCAUGAGCUGGUUCGUGUCAUAAGACAACAGGUGCCGGAGCGAAACCAGAAAAAGAAAAAGAAGAUGAAAUGGAGAGCAGAGCGUUCUGCAGGUUCCCACCGGUUCCACUGCGCCAUAUUGUGACCUCCCUCGUCCUGUUCAUCAUUCGUAACGCACACCCACAUACCUUUUGGAUGUCAGGGAACUCCCCAGCAGUGGUCAACGACUGGAGCACAACAGGGUCGCCGAGCGGCUGGAAAAAGUGAAUCUGAAACGUUGGACCGAUGUCCCCUCACCCUUCACAGAGCCUUUGGAGCGAGAGCUGAGCCCUCUCUCCUCAAGUCAUGGUCCCUUUUUCAAACGUCCCUUCCGUCUCUAUUCAACACAGAACUACAGUGUAACUCAACGGUUUCUCAAUCAAGGCCAUCAAUUUAAUUUCAAAUGUGGCACUAGAAGACAGACCCUGGAGGGGGGGAGGGGGG
This is a messenger RNA of Cyclopterus lumpus (lumpfish), 1197 nucleotides long. RefSeq names its product ras-related protein M-Ras. Gene Ontology annotation, biological process: signal transduction. Bases 233 to 859 code for a protein of 208 amino acids. The record is from RefSeq and is a predicted model, not a curated record. Gene Ontology annotation, molecular function: GTP binding; GDP binding; GTPase activity. Gene Ontology annotation, cellular component: plasma membrane. The transcript has 6 exons. Lineage: Eukaryota; Metazoa; Chordata; Actinopteri; Perciformes; Cyclopteridae.